GAUACUUGGCGUAAGCACUUUCCUCUAGUGUGCGGUGCCGUUUGGAGCGCUUUUUGUCACGCGUGUCACUUGCAUCUGAUAUUCAACAUGUUGAAUAAUUUUUGCCACGAGUGAUACUUUACUCCAAGUGUGCGGUGAACGAAAGCUUCUAGCUUACAGCUUCAAUCUAAUACGCAUGCGUUGUGUGCACUCUGAUACAAACAUGGCGGCUGCAGCGUGCGAAACGUACGACUCAGACUCAGAUUCAUGCGAAGAAAAUUCAAGCUCGUCCGAAGAUAAUUCAUAUUCAUCCGAAGAUGAAGAGAUAUUGUUACUUCUUCUAUUAUUACGCCGGCGGCGAAGACGACUUAGGGCCAAAAAGCGAAAGAUUUGGACGAGGAAGUGGAUUUUACGUCGUGAGUCUCAAGGGGCAUUCGCCAAUCUUAUUCGUGAGAUCAAUGUAGAAGACCCAGAAAAAUUUAGGCAAUAUCAUAGGGUUGAACGACGUUCGUUCGAGGAGAUUUUAGGUAUAGUGUCGCCACAUAUUGAGAAAAAAGAUACACAACUGCGAGCUUCGAUUAAGCCUUCUGAGCGUUUGUCAGUAACUUUAGGCUUUCUUGCAACAGGAGAAUCUUUCAGAAGCUUGUCCUUCCAGUACCGAAUAGGAGAAAGGACUAUCUCUGGGAUUGUAGAAGACACUUGCAAAGCAUUGUAUGCCAUAUUAAAAGAAGAAUAUUUGAAGACUCCUUGCAAAGAAGAAGAUUGGUUGAAAAUUGUUGGUGACUUUGAAAGCAAGUGGAACUACCCAUGCUGCAUAGGUGCCAUAGAUGGAAAACAUAUUAGUAUCCAGCAACCUACUGCAAGUGGAUCAGAGUUUUUUAAUUACAAACAUUACUUCAGUGUUAUUCUCUUGGCCCUUGUUGAUGCUAAUUACAAGUUCAUUUAUGUGGAUGUUGGAGCAGCAGGUCGUUCUGGGGAUGCUGGAGUAUUCAGAGAUUCUGCAUUGAAAAGGGCAUUAUCAUCCAACAUUUUAAAUCUUCCCUCUCCACAAAAUGUACAAGGGAUAGCAACAAAAAUACAUUGUCACAUUGUUGGCGAUGAUGCAUUUCCCAUGUCAACCAACCUGAUGAAACCUUAUCCUCAUCGUAACUUAGAAAAAGGACAGCGCAUUUUUAACUACAGAUUGUCAAGGGCACGCCGGGUAGUUGAAAAUGCUUUUGGCAUAUUUGCACAUAGAUGGCGAGUGUUUUUAACCACUAUCAAACUGACCCCAGACAAAAUAACCGAUAUUAUAUUAGCUGCCUGUUGCUUGCACAAUUACAUGAUCAACAAGAACAAAGCAACAUAUACCGUAGCAGUUGACCAAGAGAAUGCAGAUCACACAAUAUCACCUGGAACUUAGAGGAAUGACCCAAACUUAACUGACAUGCAGCGUACAUUAGUGCCUAAUACAUCUAGAGGUGCAAAAGUUCAACGUGAACUGCUAACAAUUUAUUUCAACAAUGAUGGAGCAGUGCCAUGGCAAAACCGAAUUGUUGAUAUGUCAUAAAUUUUAGUUACAUAUAAAUAUUUCAAGAGUAUUUAAACCCAAUGAAAAAUGAAUUUAACUGAUUUA
Messenger RNA from Xenia sp. Carnegie-2017, 1594 nucleotides. RefSeq names its product protein ALP1-like. The coding region runs from base 176 to 1381 and encodes 401 amino acids. The record is from RefSeq and is a predicted model, not a curated record. Lineage: Eukaryota; Metazoa; Cnidaria; Anthozoa; Malacalcyonacea; Xeniidae. The transcript has 3 exons.